Molecule: messenger RNA, 1721 nt
Organism: Phyllostomus discolor (pale spear-nosed bat)
Lineage: Eukaryota; Metazoa; Chordata; Mammalia; Chiroptera; Phyllostomidae
Gene: OTUD6A
Product: OTU deubiquitinase 6A
Exons: 1
Coding region: 49-924 (291 amino acids)
Biological process (GO): protein K33-linked deubiquitination; protein K11-linked deubiquitination; protein K27-linked deubiquitination
Molecular function (GO): cysteine-type deubiquitinase activity
Source: RefSeq, a predicted model, not a curated record
AGUACUUCACCGUCUGGAAACUUCGGUUAUUCCUUGCCGUUAAACACCAUGGAAGAUCUGCAGCGGGAGCGGGAACGGGUGGAACGACGCCACCUCCGCGAGAAAAAAGAGCUGCAGGACCGCAUCCAGACCAUGAAGAAUGCGGUGCCUAAGAGCGACAAGAAGAAAAGAAAGCAGUUGCUCCUAGACGUGGAGCGCCUUGAGGCCGAAUUGGAGCAGAAGCAUCAGCAGGAGCUGGAGAAGUUCGGGGAAAUUUACCCUGAUACCACCAACAUCGAUGCCGUCGCUGCAGGUCUGGCCAAGAUGAAUCUUGAGAAUCGCCCGCCCCGCCUGUCGAAAGUGCAGAAAAGGCGCGAAAGAAGGGCGGCGCAAGAGAGAGAGCGCCAGAAGAUGGCGGAGGAGGCUGAUAUGGAUUACAUGUCUAGCCACCGCCGCAAGGAAGAGGAGAAGCUGGCCGCCAUCCUCGCAGCCAAGAACCUGGAGAUGAAGUAUAUCCCGGUUGACAGCCACUGCAUGUACCGCGCCAUCCAAGACCAGCUGUCUACCUCCGAGACGCUGGAGUGCCUGCGGAGCCGCACCGCUGACUACAUGCGACAGCACAUCGACGACUUCCUGCCGUUCUUCAGCGACCCCGAAACCGGAGAUUCCUACAGCUCCGACGACUUCUUGAGCUACUGCGACGACAUCGAGCACAACGCGUCGUGGGGAACCCAGCUGGAGCUGAGAGCCCUGUCGCACGUCCUGCAGUGCCCCAUCGAGGUGGUCCAGACCCCGGCGCCCGCCUUCGUCGUCGGGGAGGAGUACACCGAGAAGCCGCUCGUCCUCGUCUACGUGCGUUACUGCUCCAGCUUCGGGGAUCACUACAACUCGGUGAAGCCGCUCCCAGCCGGCGCCGUUGGGGGCGCCGCCCCGCGGCUCUUCUAGGCGGUCGCGGUCGCGACUGCCGAAGCCAUCGCCGGUGCCGUUGCUGUUGCCGCUGCCCUGCCGCCAUGGCCGUCGCCGCUGCCGCUGCCCCGCUGCUGUUGCUGUUGCCGUUGUCGUUGCCGGUGCCUUUACCGUCGCCGUUGCCGUUGCCGCUGCCGCCGCCGCCGCCGCCGCUGCCGCCGGAUCCGCCGCUGUCGUUGCCGGUGCCUUUGCCGUCGCUGUUGCCGCUGGAGCCAGAGCCGGAGCCAGAACCGAAGUCGCCGCCGGGUCUCUUAGUAGGCUCAGUUUUUUCUGUUGACUUUCUCUGGUUUUUCUUCGUUUUCUCAAAAUUGUUAUCCCCCACUUCCCUUUCCUACCCCGUCAUUCUUCUUUCUCUCUCCUUUGCUUUCCUUCAUGGUAUCUGUAUUUUAUCACUUUGGAAGAGUCAGUUUGAGAAGUUUCAACCCCGUCUGAUUGUUCAUGAAUAGGUUGGAUAACUUGCAUAAAUUUGGUGUUUUAUGUACUUGCAACAAGAGUGCCUUUAGUAUUUUCUGUUCGUUAAAAACGUGUGUAGUUUCAAACUAAUCUAACUUGCUUAGGUAUUUGCUAAACUUCAAAUAAUAGUGUUUGUUAAAUGUAGAAGAUAAAUAUAAGUGGUAAUAUAAGUUUAUGUAUAAGUGCAAACUGAUAGGCUAAGUAAGGUUUACUGUAAGGUGUGGAAGAUCUCGAUUUAAUUUCCUUUAUUAAAGAUAACACAGGGAUGUGACUUUCUUCAAGUAGCUGAUCCAUUCUGUUAUACCUACAGUUGGCAUGAGGUU